Molecule: messenger RNA, 5235 nt
Organism: Eriocheir sinensis (Chinese mitten crab)
Lineage: Eukaryota; Metazoa; Arthropoda; Malacostraca; Decapoda; Varunidae
Gene: Sfxn2
Product: sideroflexin-2-like
Exons: 7
Coding region: 128-1117 (329 amino acids)
Biological process (GO): monoatomic ion transport; serine import into mitochondrion
Cellular component (GO): mitochondrial inner membrane
Molecular function (GO): monoatomic ion transmembrane transporter activity
Source: RefSeq, a predicted model, not a curated record
AACAUCGAUAGUCACAUUGACCACUGAACAGCUGUACGGUUUUGUUUACCUUUGGCCUCACCAUCCCUACCCUUUACAAUCUCCGAGAUCUCCAGCAUCCCGUGGCCUAGCAACCACAAAUACAAUUAUGAAGGGAAUGGAGCAACAAGAGAGGAUUAACCUGGACGUGCCACGCUAUGACCAGUCUGAGUUCAGAGGGAGGCUGAAACAUUUCCUUGGCAUCACUGACUGGCGGCUCUGCUUCAAGGGGGAUGAGGAACUGAACCAAGCCAAGGAGCUCCUCCAUAAGUACAGGCUGCACCAGGAGCCGCCUGGAACUUCUGAGGAAAAGAUAUGGCAGGCCAAGAGACUAUACGAGUCGGCCUUCCAUCCAGACACCGGGGAGAAACAGAACCUUAUUGGACGCAUGAGCUUCCAGGUUCCUGGCGGCAUGAUGUUGACGGGAGCCAUGAUGACCUUCUAUAAGUCUACCCCAGCUGUUGUGUUCUGGCAGUGGGCUAACCAGUCUUUCAAUGCGCUUGUUAACUACACCAACCGUAAUGCCAAAUCUCCCCUGAGUGUUGAGCAGAUGGGGUUUGCUUAUGUGUCGGCCACUGGUGCAGCGCUUGUCACUGCUCUUGGCCUUAAGACUUAUUUGGGCAGCCGAGCAUCAACUCUUGUUCAGAGGUACGUGCCCUUUGCAGCCGUGGCUGCAGCUAACUGCAUCAACGUUCCCUUGAUGCGCCAAGCUGAACUAAUGAAUGGCAUUGUCGUGUGCGAUGCAAAUGGCAAUGAACUGGUAAAUUCCAAGUUGGCAGCUGCAAAGGGCAUCUCUCAGGUGACCUUUUCCCGCAUCUUCAUGGCAGCUCCAGGCAUGACCAUUCUGCCUGUGAUCAUGGAACGGCUGGAGAAGCAAAACUGGCUUCGUAACAAUCCUCGCCUCAAUGCUCCCUUCCAGAUGCUUAUGUGUGGGGCAAUACUCACCAUCAUGACUCCCACAGCCUGUGCAGUCUUUGACCAGAAGUGCUCAAUCAGUACUUCAACCUUGUCCAAAAUGGAGCCGAAAGCCUACAGUGAACUGGAGAAGAAAUUCUCUGGAAAUGUGCCUGAUGUAGUAUACUUCAACAAGGGGCUGUAAGACCCCUGCCAGUGCUCCCCUAGCAUUGGCUGAGUGCUCAUUGUGGCAGCAUCAGUUCUUGCAUACUGGGUAUCUGUAUUCUUUCAGUUGCUGUGUGGUGUCUGGGCAUAGGCCUUUAUCUUUACUUGCCUUGUCAUAUUCUGGAAAUUAGUGAAAUGCAAACAAUUGUGAUGUAUUGCUGAUGUAGUUUUUAUACUAGAGAAGUAGAUAAUUUAAAUUUAGUAAUAUGCACAAUCACUUACACACUUGAAAAUGUGCUUUUAAUUAUAUGCCACACAUGAAUGUACAUUAGUAUUAUUUUAUGAAUAAGUAGAAUACUGAUUAUUUCCAAUUGAGUAUGUAAUGGAAGUAGUUGGAUGAGUUAGUGCAAUGGACAUGUUUCUGGUUCUGGGAAGAGUCCAGAAAUGCAUUGUGCCACGUACCAAUGAUAACGUAGUGCACAUAUUACGUCCUAUAAAUUGCUAGUUGACUGGAUAUUGUAGAGAUAUCUCAAAUUCUUCUCAUCUCACGGGGAGAAACCACCAUUAGCUCGUGACUUCAUCAGGCUGAAGCGGAGUACACUAGACGACAGUACCAUUGUUUUUUUAUAAGCUAUGGCCACUCCAGCUCCAAACUGCACCCAACAGGUAUGUUAUAGGUGCUUACAGAACACCUUAAGAGUGUUGAAAAUAUGUUAUAUUAUUGAAAUGGGAGUGAAAUUAACCGAUUCGCCUCUGCUCUUCAGAAAAUAGUUGAGUUCACGAUUAAAAAUUAGUCCGAGGGGGAACUAUAGAGAAUAAUCAAGGUUGAAUUUAUAUUAGUAUUAUGGAAACUUACCUAGCCUAACCUAGAGAAAACAAUGGCUCUGGAACGUCAGAGAGAGAGAAUCAACGCCUGAAGAUGAAUAAGAAGAAAACGAAUGCAGACCAAUAUUUUAUAAUCAGAGGACAUGACAGUAGAGAGAAUAGUUGAAUUCACAAUGAAAAGUUAGUCCAAGGGGAAACUAAAGAAAAUUACUGCAGGAUUCACUAGCACAGACAGAAAUAUCUUAUGUGGAGUACUUUUGCCCGUAUAUAUAUAUAUAUAUAUAUAUAUAUAUAUAUAUAUAUAUAUAUAUAUAUAUAUAUAUAUAUAUAUAUAUAUAUAUAUAUAUAUAUAUAUAUUACAUACUCUUGCACAUUGGCACGAAUCACCAACGACUGCGGGUUACGUCUCCAGGCAUUGCUAAACACUAGAAACAUACACCACAACACAAAAUCUCGGAGUAACACAAAGUUGGCGGCUUGCUGACUGCAUUGUGACGUCACGACCAAUCAGCACCCGUUUCCAGGUCACGUGAUUUUUCCUCAACUUUAAUCCAUAUUUUAUACCACAUUUACUAUUUUACAUGAAGAAAAAAUAGUACCAUAGCUGAAUUUAGGGCCUAUUUUAUCCAUAGAGACAGAAUUUGAAAUAAAUAUGUUGACUGGAAACAUGUCCAUUCAUGUUCAAUUGAUGAGUCUUAUAAGUGUCCAGUCCAGCACAGAACAUGUCCAAGCACAUCUUUGAGUCCAGAAAUACUGAGGGACAAGACUGCACUGGAGAAUGGAAGAAACAUACUUUUAUCUGUAGUAAUGUGGUAUAAUUAUAGUUGUAAAUUUGAAAUUUCAUUCCCUCGAUACGAAUGGGCAGCCAGGAAAGCCCCUCAAGUCUUUCUCUGUAUGUGCAAUAUUAUUGUUAUCAUGUUUUUGGUGUGGCCUUUUGCCUGCUAUCCACUCUCCUCUGGGGCCAAGGUCUGUUGGUGAUCUCGCACUCACACUUGUUGCUUCAGAUUCUCUACCCAUGUGAUGAUUCCAGCAAACUGCACAGCAAAGUGAAAGUGUAUUUUGUUGAUAUUUGCUCAUUGUUUGUACUGUUACUUUUGUUGUGGUUACAGAGUUUAUUACUUUUAGUCACUAGGGCUUCCAGGAAAGUUUUACCCUCCACUUAAUAAUGGUUAUGGUGAUUGAUAUAUGACUGUGAAUAAUAGAUGUGCUCUAUAUCUUGCUUGUGUAAUGUAAACAGUUUUGGAUGUUCGGUAUAUUAGUAACACAUUGCAUGGGUGAAAUAUGUCAGGCAUGACUUGUUUUAGAAAUGUAUGAUAGGGUGAUGUGGGGGAAUACCAUACAAGGGGGUGGACCGUAUAAUCGCCGUUAAACAGAGAGAACUUAUUAUUUUUUUUACAUUUUUGCUUCUGGCGCCGGUAGGCUUGUUUUUGGAGGGCCCUGAUGGUAUUGCCCAGCCCGUUGUGGUGCAGGCCAAUGUUUAUAGUGGCGCCAUCUUGCAUUGGCUCAUGCUGCCCUCCUGGAGCUCAUCUUUAAUCCUAGAAUCUAGAGUCCGGGUUGAUAGGUGGUCUUCUGGACAGCAUGUGGGUAGUUUUAAGCCACUCGGCUGUAUUAGCUAGAGUCCCUUGAUCUAUCAAGGGACUCUAGUAUUUGCAACACUGCGAGUGGACAUAAUGACGACGAACAAGAUGGCUCUUUUUGUUUACCAUGGCACUCCACUUGUCAAUAGGAGGUAAGAUUUUUUUUUUUUCGACAUUUGGUGUAAAUCUAGGCAUUCACAUCAUAUUGUUCUGUCAUAAUGAAUGGGGCAUGAUCAUGAUGGUAAGGUAUUGAAUAUGAAUAUUAGGCAAAUUUACGUGAUAUUUGACAAUAUACUUAACUUUUAUCCAACGUGGUUGCUGUGAUACUGGUUGGAGGGUAACACGUGUAUGAAGGGCCUUACAGUACAAUGUAGUGAGGGAUUUAGCGUACGCGGGGUAAUAUUCACGAAAGUGUAGCCUACUUAUUUCGAGAUGCAGACUGUUUAUUUCUGGACAAAAUAUGAGGCCGUUUAUUAUGGAGAUAGUGUUUUUUUCCGGAAAUCACUAAAUGAUUGACUUUUCAAUGCCUUUUGUGCACCUGUUGCCGCAGCCUCAAAAUAGCUCGAAGAAAGGUUCAACUUGGGGGACCUGUGUGAAAUCGGGGUUGUUGGGUGAGGGAGCAUAUUUAAACUACUCCAACCGAACUUUACAUAACCUAACCUCUAACAGGGGGCUUUGCCCCCUCCUAACCAGGGGCAGCCCCCCUUGAACCCCCCACAUGUAUGAUACACCAGUAAAACUAGAGAAGUAAAACAGCAUGUGAGACCUUGGAAAGGUUAUUAUUCUCGAUAACUUUGUUGUAGGCUAGUGUUAUUGCUCAUUUAACUUGUUUAAAAUGAUGGCUUUCACAUCUACCUGUGAACCACAGUUUCAUAACAAAAGGGAGAGUUUGCAACACAUCAACCAUCAAAUUUUGUUUGCUGGUGCAUGUGCAUAUGGACACUAGUGGAAGGUGGGUCAUCUAGAAGGAAGCUUGGGAAGGACGGACUGGGGAUAUGCAUGCAUGCAUGCAUGAAUGGCUUGAAGGAGAGAGGACCAAAACACAGGGUGAAGAGAGGCUUAAAGGCUGACUACACAUGGGCAAGGGGUUGCAGGGUGAAUGAAAGGGAUUGGGCGGUCUCCAUAGUGAAACCACUAAACACAGUACACAGAAUAGUUCAUGUAUUUGAAAUAUCAUUACAUCCAUUUGCAGGUAUUGGAUUACUCAUACAAAAACAUUAAUCACAGCUUAAGAUUUUAGACUCAAAAGUAAAAGUUUAAAUUCUAAAACUUAAUAUAUGUAUAAUGAUCCACAAGUUUCUAUGCAUAUGCUCGGUACACAUGUCACCCAUAUUUUUAACUGGCCAAUGUUCGUUGAAAGUGGUUCGCAUCAAAUUACCUUUUGAUCAUAAAAGCUCCCAAAGCUUUCCAACCGAUGGGAAGUUUUGAGACCAGCAACCCUUCAGCAUUACUGGCCUCACCACCAGAAAAGUGUACGAUUUAUUGUUGAUAUAAAAUAAUUAUAUAUAUAUUUUUUUUUGAGACAGUUAACAAUAUACCUGGUGUGUCAACAUCUGUAUUUAUAUGUUAUUUAUUUUGCACUGUUUGGCAUCUGUGGUAUACCAAGACAGGCAGCCAGUGCACUAGUGAACUGUAAGGUUGUGAAAACAUUCCCACGGCAAUCAGUGGUGCACCUGUGCUUUUCAUGUGUUACCAAUGCAAGUUUCUUUAGUGUUUAAGGGAAAGUGCAAUGACAAAUAAAGACAUAUAUGUAAAA